AGAUACAAGAAAUUACCCUUCUACAAUUACCCUUCUACAAGCACUUCAAUUCGUGAAAUACACGACAUGCGUGGACUAAAUUCACCUGGAAAUAAUAUAAACAAUAAAGAAAAUUUAGAAAAGCAAUCGAUAGAUUCAGAGCACACAUCUUGUUGUGAAAAAUGUCGGCGAGGAUAUUAUUCAAAAUUUAUGACACUUGAACGUAAACUCAACCGGAUUAUUCAUUUUCUGGAAAAUUCAAAAGAAGUACAACAUAAUGUACAACGACAAAUUGAUUUCUCUUUAUUACCAAAUUUUCCUCUCAAUACGGUGGAAGAAGUAGAAAAUUUCAAUAACCUUUUGAAGGAUGAUAACGUUCGGCGACAAUUUAUUGAGAAAAUGUCACAAAUAGGCGGAGAAACUGUAGCCAAAAAUGUAAGACAUAUAAUGUCGCAAACUAUUGGCUACGAAGUUGCGCAGGCAUAUACGUGGACAGGACAAAAAAAAGUUAUCUUUAAAAAAAUCGAAACUUUCGGAGUCAAUAAUUGCUAUUAUUUUAAAGAUGCAUAAUACAACAAUCAACGAAGUAGAAUAU
This is a messenger RNA of Harpegnathos saltator (Jerdon's jumping ant), 574 nucleotides long. RefSeq lists its product as uncharacterized. Bases 67 to 549 code for a protein of 160 amino acids. Lineage: Eukaryota; Metazoa; Arthropoda; Insecta; Hymenoptera; Formicidae. The transcript is spliced from 4 exons. The record is from RefSeq and is a predicted model, not a curated record.